CAGCUUCUCCUACAUCUUUGUCGCGAUUCUCCGGCGAAAACUCCAGUUGAAUCUUGGUCAUCCAAGCGGCCGCCGGCGAUCGGUAUCCUAAACUAUUCCGGAAGUUCAUCGGUGAUCGGAACUAUUAUGAACAGGACUAGAAGUUCUAGGGUUGAAAUUGAGGGUUAGCUAUAACUAAUCUAUCUGCCAAAGGUUAAGUCUUUUUUCAUUGGUUCACCAGGCCAUUCUGGUGUAUGAUUUGGGCAAGAUAAUGGCGGACAUGCCAGGUUAUUUCAGAACAUGCUUUCACACAGGGAGGCUUGCGUGUUUGGCAAUGUUAGUGUCUGGAGGGAUUGUAUUGCAAAUACUGGCAUGUGCUUUGUAUAAUAACUGGUGGCCAAUGUUGACAGUUAUAAUGUAUGUCACUCUGCCUAUGCCUUUGAUGUUCUUUGCCGGUUCAGAUACUUCCAGUCUCUACACCGAAUCUGGAAGCUGUUGGCUAAAUGCAACAAAGUUCUUGACUGGAGCAUCCACCGUUGGCAGCAUAGCAAUUCCGAUCAUCUUAAAACAUGCUGGUGUAAUUGGUUGGGGAGCCAUGGCAUUGGAGCUUUCAUCCUUUUUCGUUUUUGUACUGUCCCUCUUGUGUUAUCUUGGGAUGAGUGAAGACGAUGGCUACAGUAGGUUCUGAGAUAGACGUUCUGCUUCCUGCUUUGUUUGUGUUCAUCAGAAUAUCGAGCUUCAACUUUGCAGACUCGAUGACCAUGCCUCUUGUUGUUAUGUUUUGUAGAUAGAAACAUUGUUAUCUGUAAAUUCUUGGCUGUUAUAAGUCAAACGUAACCCAUGCGUGCUGCAUUUGAUGAUUUAUACUUCUUGCAGGAUGAAUCAUUUUUAUUGAUUGAAAUUUCAGUUGUGUAAUUGGAG
This is a messenger RNA of Solanum tuberosum (potato), 900 nucleotides long. Its product is annotated as vacuolar protein sorting-associated protein 55 homolog. Gene Ontology annotation, cellular component: endosome. Gene Ontology annotation, biological process: late endosome to vacuole transport via multivesicular body sorting pathway. The transcript has 6 exons. The coding region runs from base 251 to 667 and encodes 138 amino acids. The record is from RefSeq and is a predicted model, not a curated record. Lineage: Eukaryota; Viridiplantae; Streptophyta; Magnoliopsida; Solanales; Solanaceae.